Messenger RNA from Rhineura floridana, 2284 nucleotides. RefSeq names its product alcohol dehydrogenase 1-like. NCBI's taxonomy places the organism in Eukaryota, Metazoa, Chordata, Lepidosauria, Squamata, Rhineuridae. The transcript has 9 exons. Gene Ontology annotation, molecular function: all-trans-retinol dehydrogenase (NAD+) activity; zinc ion binding. Gene Ontology annotation, cellular component: cytosol. The record is from RefSeq and is a predicted model, not a curated record. The coding region runs from base 81 to 1214 and encodes 377 amino acids. Gene Ontology annotation, biological process: retinol metabolic process; retinoic acid metabolic process.
AGUCCAACUGAUCAGCAAGAAGAGAAGUCCUUUGCAGAAGAGUAAGCGUGUGGCUAGACCGAAAACCAGGAUCCGGACACAUGGCGACUACAGGGAAGGUGAUUAAAUGUAAAGCUGCAAUCAUCUGGGAAGUUGGCAAAAUGCCUUCUGUUGAGGAGGUGGAGGUGGCACCACCAAAGAGUCAUGAAAUCCGAGUGAAGAUAGUGGCCACUGGGAUCUGUCGGACAGAUGACCAUGUAUUGAAAGGUGUUUUUCCAAACAUAGACUACCCUGUUAUUGUGGGUCAUGAAGGAGCUGGCAUUGUUGAAAGUGUUGGACCUGGAGUCACUUGUGUAAAGCCAGGUGACAAAGUCAUUCCUCUUUGUGUUCCCCAGUGUGGAGAAUGUGGCUGUUGUUUAAGUCCUAAAGCUAACUGUUGCCUCAAGUCCCACCUUUAUGAACCUCUUCAAAACCUGAUGCCAGAUAAGACCAGCAGGUUCACCUGCAGAGGGAAAAGGAUCCACCACUUCCUUUGGACGAGCACCUUCUCCGAAUACACUGUUGUGCCUGAGGCUUCCAUUGCAAGAAUUGACAAUGAUGCUCCACUGGAUAAAGUGUGCCUCUUUGGCUGUGGGUUUUCUACUGGCUAUGGGGCUGCUAUCAAUUGUGCCCAGGUUGAGCCUGGUUCUACCUGUGCCAUCUUUGGCUUAGGAGGUGUCGGUCUGUCUGUGGUCAUGGGGUGCAAAGCUGCUGGAGCAUCCAGGAUUAUCGGGAUCGACAUCAACAAAGACAAAUUUACUAAGGCCAAAGAGUUAGGAGCCACUGAAUGCAUGUUGCCUCAAGAUUUCAUGAAGCCCAUUAAUGAGGUGGUGGUGGACAUGACAGGUCUUGGUGUGGACUACUCAUUUGAAGUGAUUGGACACACUGACACUGCAGUCACUGCCCUUAAAUCCUGCCAUUUGGGUCAUGGCACCUGUGUGUUGGUUGGGGCACCUCCUGCAGGAUCACAGAUCUCCAUCGAACCUACUCUGCUCCUCACAGGGAAAAAAUUAAUAGGAUGUCUGAUUGGAGGUUGGAAGUUAAAAGAUGCUCUCCCUAAACUGGUUUCUGAUUACAUGAAAAAGAAAUUUAAUACGGAUGCAUUAAUAAGUCACACGUUGCCUUUUGAGAAAAUUGGUGAAGGCUUUGAGCUUCUACAUGCAGGAAAAUGUAUUCGCUGCAUUUUGUUGUUUUAAACUCCCAAAUACAACCAGUUAGUGAGAUCUCAGCUGAAUACAGCUUCCCAUCCUGCGGAUCAACAGAACCUUCAUCUGUAUUGAAACUGUUGAGAGUUUGUAGGGUUUGUUUGAGAAGCAAACAUAGGGAAAAUAUUGAACUCCUGUACAAAUUAUUGUAACCCGUAAAUGCAGUGUUGUAGGUAGGGUUACCAGGUGUCCGGUUUUCAGCUGGAGUUUCUGGCUGUUGAGGGUCCCCUCUGGGUCUCCAGGUAACUCACCUUAAUCUCCGGACUCUCAGCUUCAAUUAAAAAAAAAGUUUCUAGGUGGUCUGGUUCCCAAGAUAUACACCAAAACAUCAGCAGUCCCCCGACUGCUAAAUCUGUUUAAUGGAUCUGUUAUAGCAGCUCCUAGCUCCAGAGCUUGGAAAAGUUACUUUUUUAACCUACAACUCCCAUCAGCCCCAGCCAGCAUGGCCACUGGAUUGGGCUGAUGGGAGUUGUAGUUCAAAAAAAUAACUUUUCCAAGCUGUGGCUCUAACCCUACUCUUUCACGGUUGUAGCCAAUAAGUGAAGCCAGGGUUGUAAUUUGCUGACCCAGGCAGUGCCUAGACUUUAUUGCAGUGUCAGGAAACAGUGGCUUUGAGAUCUUCAGUUUGAGUAAGUGAGAAUAUGACUUAAAGUUUUUUUUCUCUUGUGUGCAAGAGUCAGACCCUGGGCUGUUGGAGAGGACGGUGCUUUGAAAACCUUGGCAAUAUGAAAGUAUUUAAUCCAAUACUUGCUUUUCUGGGAGUAAAGCAAUGCUAAUCCCAUGUACCUGGAGUAAACCCCAUUGAAUUCAUUAGGACUUACUUUUGAGUAGACAUGGUUAGGAUUGUGCUGUAAAUUAAUGGGACUUUUCAGUAAACAUAGCAAAGAAUUGUGUUUGUGUUGUAAAUCUUUCCCUCUCCCUCCAAUCCUAUUUUUAAAGCAAUUAGGCAGGGUUUACCUAGGUAUCACAUUUUUUAUUAUGUAGGAAACUAAUACUGAUUUUUUAAAAAAAUGUUCUGCAAUGACCAACUGGUUUGACAAUAAACUAUUAUAUGGGGUGUA